AUGUUAAAAGGCAAAGCUUUUGGACGGCUCUCUCUCAAUUCACCUUCUCUUUCCUUUUGGAAUUCGAAAUAUUACGUAACCAGUAGAAUGUUUUCCAAGACUUUGUUCAACCAUUCUGAUCAUGAACGGAAAACUUCUCAAGCUGAUCCGUCAAGAAAGAUUUUCAAUCAAGAAACCAAUGAUCGCCAAGAUCAAACAAGCCAUCAAAAAUCCAAAAAACCACAAACAUCUUCCGCUGAUGAUGUUCAUCAAGAAAAUAAUUCCAAUGAAAAGAUUAAAAGGGCUUCCGAAAGUAGUCUUCCAUUCCUUCAUGAAGUGAAAGAAGAAUUAUUUUCCAAUGAAGGACAACGAAGUAAAUACUACUUGUCAAAAUUCUUUACUCAGAGUGUUGGAAGUACUGAAGUAGUUCAAUAUGUCAUGAAUAUACGAAUUCCAAAGUGGUUAGCUCCUCUUGCGAUUUUGAUAGUAUUGUAUUUUGUGCUAACUCAAAUCAAGAUGAAAACACAAGUGGGAGAAUUAAUUAAGCAGAUCAAGGACGCAAAAUUUAUUAGUAAUAGAGGUCAAGAUGAGUCUGAAAAUAACGAACGACUCAUAAAGGUCUAUGGAAAGGUGAAAUGUUCUGUGGAAAAGCCUUUGAAUAGUGAAACACCUCAACUAGAGGUGAUGAACAAAUCAAAACAUUCACAACAUCGUCACACUCCAAGACAAGACCAUGAUAUUCUCAUGUAUCAUUAUAUCAUUAGAAGUGUCGAAAAUGGAAGCAAGGGAUUUGCAAGCAAUACUGAAUUUUAUGAAAUAGUCUAUGCCACAAGCUUCCCAAUUUAUUUGAAAUAUUAUUUAGAAGAAAAUAUCAUUGAGAAUGAGAGAAAUACUUUCGAAAAAAAGUGGUGGUCUAAUGAUAACAGCAAGGACAGCAAACCAAGACUGUUGCCACAAUACUCAAUGAUUUUAGAUAUCAUGAAUGAAAACCAAACCAAAAAAUUGGUGAGCACUUUUUCUGACGAGGGAUUGCACAAACUCUCUCCCAACGAAAUAGCUCCUUUUCUUCAUACAGAGAGAAUUAUUUCUACAAGCAACAAAGCCAACGUGAUAGAUUUUUUCUCUGAAUUAGAGAAAAUAGCACAAAAGUCCUCAAUGAAACCAGUAGCCAGUAUCAAUUUAGAGAACACGUUGAAACAUGGAAAUACUUAUUACAUUACUGAGAAGGUCUUACGAGUUGAUGAUUCGGUGUUUGUAAUGGGACCAUUGAGAAAAGAACUUGAAGUAUUGCAUUUAAAUUGCAAUAUUAUUUCGAGUCACAAUGAGAAAGAUUUAAUUCAUAAUCUUCAGAAACAAAACAGUUUUCUGGUGAGAAAGUAUUAUGAAUUUUGA
Molecule: messenger RNA, 1371 nt
Organism: Naegleria lovaniensis
Lineage: Eukaryota; Heterolobosea; Eutetramitea; Acrasida; Naegleriidae
Exons: 1
Coding region: 1-1371 (456 amino acids)
Source: RefSeq, a predicted model, not a curated record